CUCGUCACUCGAAACGCAACCUCUCGCCGGCAGAUGCCGCCCCAGUUACCGCCACCGGUGGCGGCGUCGGCGGCCGAGCGGCCGAGCAGCGAACCGCCGCGUCGGGGGCUGGUGACGUCACCUGGCGUCCGCCAAAAUCGAUGCGGACGUCGCGCGCGCCUCCUCCGAUUCGAUAGUGACCCACAUCGGCAUGUCGCCAUUUAAACAAGUGCUAGUCACUCCGUCCUCGGUGUGAAAAUAACGGAAUUUCAAAAAUCACGGGAAAGACGAACAUUCGACGGUAAGCGACUUGAUGUUGUGGCUGGAGAAAAUCGAGGAGAAACGCGCUGUAUUUGCGUCCUAGGCUGCAAAUUUUGUGUACACUAAACUCAGUGUGUGAAUAAACAAACCUACUUUGAAGUCAAAAAAAAAUUACGUGAGACAAUAGUGCAUAUCGGAGUGACAAAAAUGAUUUAAUUAAAAAGAAAAGGGCUUUUUUGUUUGGGCUUAAAAUGGGCUCCCGUUCCAUACAAUUUGCAGACCAUACCGUUUGGAAUGAACACUAUCAUGGCAUGGAUCUGGAAAUGCAGCUGAGAGCAGCUGAGGCGCGCCGUUCCGAUCUGGAACGGCAGCACGCCGACGCACUCCAGGCUCUAAGGGGAUGCGGUCCGGACACCUUGGAGGCCAAACAAUCGCGAGUGCGCGAACUCGAAAAAAAAGUGUCGCUGGAAACAGUCAGAUGCGAGGAGCUACAGCUGGAGCUGUCGUCUCGGGGACGGUUGGGCGGGAGCGGUGGCGGUAUGGGUGGCCGCGGCGGCGAAAUGUGCGGCGGCGGCGUGCUCGGCGGCGGGGGCGGCGGUCACACCGCCCCCGGCAUGCAAUCUUCGUCGUGGGGCCAGCCGGCUAAAGGUACAGAAAUAGAACGUAUCAUGGCUAAAAUAGAACAGGAUAACCGAAUAUUAGCUGAAUUAGAUCAUAGUCGGUCCACGACGCUAGGAACCGGAUUGGCCACGAGCGCCAGCAGCCACGCGCUAGGCGAGUGCAGUCCGCCGAUAUCGCCCAUCACCAUGUCGCACACCACGCCCAGCAUAUACCCCGGUUCGAAUACCAUGGGGCACAGCAGCGGGUACCAAAGUGCGGCUUCGAAUCUUACAGGGGGAUCGUAUAUGGGAACCGGCAACACUGUCACAGGGUAUAACUCGAGCACGUACAACAGUUUGGGGCACCAUUAUGGUAACAAGACCUCCUUGAUGGGUACUGGGAUGGGGGGGAAUAUGACUAACAUGAGUAAUAUGAGUACAAGCAUGGUCGGGGCGAGUAUGGGUAUUAGCAGUAACAUGAAUGCUUUACAUCAUGGUGUCGGCAUGGGUACUUCGUUGGGACAGACUUCAGUACUAGGUACUCACACAGCCCUGGGGACGUCAAACCUAACCUCCGGCCUCACGGGUGGAGUGAUAGGCACCUCGCUUGGUACCUCAUCGUUGGGUACCUCCAUGGUACCGUCCUCCCACUACGCAACCAGCUCCUUAGGCAAUACGACGUUCACCAACCAUUCCAGCAACGUGACGGGACUCUCUGCGUUGCAACAAACUUCCUUCAACAACCCCACGUUUGGCAACACAGCCACCAGCACUCUAAACCAGUUCAGUUUGCCCUACCAACCGGUUACAACCAGUUACACCAACAAUGUUACUUUUUCGAAUCCGCUGAGCUCGCAUUUUAAUAGUUUACCGCUUACCGGCGGACCAAUGAGCAUCAAGCUGAAGCCCAUGGAUGAAGUCGAUCUGGGCGUGAGGAGGGUCGCCACUCCUGUGACCCCCGCUGUAGGAUGGUCGGGGGGGUCGUCGAUAGGUGGCGUGACCGAUUUAAGAUCGAGACUGCUUACAGAUGGUAUCGACUCCGAUUGGAGCGGUUUACAUGGUAUCGGCGAAAGGAGUUACAUCAACGGACACAACACUGUCGAGGGUCAGGUGGAUAUGCUGGAUAUACCCGGGAAAGGAAGGUGUUCUGUUUACAUUGCAAGAUUUUCUUACGAUCCUGAACCAGAAUCUGAAGAAGAGCUUAGUAUACAAGCUGGCGACUAUCUAUUGGUAUGGGGGGAACCCGUUGGGCCCAGUGGUUAUCUGGACGCAGAGUUAUUGGACGGAAGACGAGGAUUGGUGCCAUCUCAUUUUGUGCAACGUUUAAUAGGUGAGGACCUGUUGGAGUUCCACCAGGCGGUGCUGAGCACUUUGAGGGAAGAGGAGAUAAAUCAGGAGAACUUCGCGGCCGACGUUCAAAGACUGAACGAGCUGGCGGAAAUGUCGGAAGCGCACGAGGACGAUGGGCCCGAAGGUGAGCAAGGUGCGAAGAAAAGUACAGACAUUUUGGUACCCGGUUGUAGAGUUGUUAGCAGUAGCGACCUAAAUAAAACACAAAAAAUUUUAAUGCCAGAAGACAGCAAUCUUACAAUCCCCGCCCCGAAACAGCUGACGCUCGAGCGCCAGCUCAACAAGAGCGUGCUGAUCAGCUGGACGCAACCGGACGUCGGUCCGGGCAACCAGAUCGAGAGUUACCACGUUUACGUUGACGGGGUGCUGAAGACCACCAUCAAGGCCACCGAGAGGACCAGAGCCUUGGUUGAGGGCGUCGACUCCAACCGGCCUCAUCGAAUAAGCGUUCGCUCGGUGACAGCCAACCGCCGCACAUCUCGAGAUGCCGCCUGUACCAUGAUCAUAGGCCGGGACACCCAUUCCCUGGGACCUAGCGCUGUACGAGCGACCAACAUAACCUCAACGUCGGCUGUGAUCAGCUGGCUACCAGCCAACUCGAAUCAUCAGCACGUCGUCUGCGUGAACAACGUGGAGGUGCGGUGUGUGAAACCUGGCGUCUACAGGCACACCAUAACAGGUUUGACUGCUAAUACGCAGUACAGGGUGACUGUGCGCGCCAAGCACCACAGAGCUGCGCAGAACGUGGCCAAUUUGGCCGAAGAUCUGCCUAUGCCUGCUGCCGCUCAUACGGACUUCAGGACGCUGCCCAAAGGACUGCCAGAUCCGCCCAGUGAUAUACUAGUUGAACCAGGGCCGCAGGACGGAACUUUGCUGGUGACGUGGCACCCGAUGCUCACCCCCCACCACCCGGGCUCGGCCAUCACCGGCUACGCGGUCUACGCCGACGGCAAAAAGGUGACGGACGUGGACAGUCCCACCGGCGACCACGCGCUCAUCGACAUCAGCAAGCUGCUGGGCUUGAACCCGAAACACGUGACCGUCAGAACAAAAGCGCGCGACUGCCAGUCGAACGACAGCGUUGCCACGCCGAUCCCGAUGAGCGUGCUCAGAGGCGGCGUCGUCAAGUCGAGGCAGCAGCCGCACUCGGCGGUGUUGCCGCCUCACCUGCGGCAGGGCAUGUCCAGGCAGCAGCAGCAGCAGCAGGGGCAACAGAUUAUCGAGCCCGAUGAGAACUUGAGCGACAAGGAAAUAUUCCCGAACUCUUCGAUGCACAGACAGCAAUCCGGCAUACCUUCGAUAGUUUCAGGGCAGCAGAACCAAAGAGGCAACGCGCAGCAGCAACAGCAAAACCAGAUGCGAGCGCAGCAGAUGCAAGGCUCCAGGGGCAUGGCGAUGGGGAUGAACAACCAACAAAACAACCCCAACAACCCCCCGAACCCCCAGAAGAGGGCGCGGUACUUUGUCGCCCUCUUCGACUACGACCCGUCGACGAUGUCGCCCAAUCCUGACGCUUGCGACGAGGAGCUGCCCUUCAACGAGGGGGAGACCAUCAAGGUGUGGGGGGAUAAGGACGCCGACGGGUUCUAUUGGGGGGAAAGCAGAGGUCGAAGGGGUUACGUGCCCCACAACAUGGUGAUGGAGCUGGAGGGGGGGCAACCUCGUCGAUGGGGAGACACCUACCAAAACAUGCCAGUCAAACGCAUGUUGGCGCUCUACGACUACGAUCCUCAGGAAUUGAGCCCAAAUGUGGAUGCAGAA
Messenger RNA from Brassicogethes aeneus, 3950 nucleotides. The record is from the annotation of a GenBank genome assembly. NCBI's taxonomy places the organism in Eukaryota, Metazoa, Arthropoda, Insecta, Coleoptera, Nitidulidae.